AUGGGCGGAGGUAGUUCACGACGUAAAAAGGCUAAUACACCUAUUCCAACUUAUGCAGCAGCUGGAGGUGGAACACCAGGUAUAAGUCGACCUGCUAUUCCCGUUACUACGGGUAUUGGAGGUGCAGCACCUGUCAAUCCUAAUCAGCAACGAGAUCUUAUGCAAGCUAAUCAAACAAUAGCAAAUUUACAGAAUCAAAUUAAUGCUAUGCAGCGAGGUGGUAGUGGUCCUAUUGGCAUACCACAAGCGCCUUAUGGUGGUUAUCCAAUGCCAGGUAACUAUCCAAUGUCAGGUAAUUAUCCAAUGUCAGGUGGUACUCCGCCACAAAUGCCUUAUGGUACACCACCGGGCAUGCCUUACGGAACUCCACCAUAUGCACCUUCAAACUUCGGUGGUCAAUAUCCAUAUCAACAACAACAGCAACAACCAAUGAUGGGUAUGGGCAUGGGUAUGGGCGGUGGUGGUGGUUAUCGAGAUACUGAUUUUGGAGCUGUUGCUAAUAUAGCUGGUUUAAAUCCAGGUGAUAUCGCACUUCUUCAUCGAGAAUUUACGAAUUUAACACGUGGUGGUACGAAUAAAAUUGAUCGUACUGUUUUUCGUCAAAUAUUACGAGAUGUUCUACUGGAAGCUAAUAAUGAACAUGUUGAUCGUGCUAUUGAAAAUAUGUUUAUUACAAUCGAUCGAAAUCAUGAUGGUUUUAUUGAUUUUCCAGAAUUUGUUGGUGCAUUUAAAGAUGUAUUAAAAGGGAAUGCAGGAGAUCCUCAAAGUUAUUUUCAUGACCAUGCUUAUCCUGAUAUACUAAGUGAACAAUUACGAGCAAGUGGUGUUGGUGGUGGUAUAGGUCAACAACCAAUAGCUCAACAACAAAUACAAUAUAUUCAACAACCACAAGCAGCACAACAAGUUGUUACAACUGGUGGCCUAAGUUUAGUACCCUUAGCAUCGACUGCUGUUCAACAAGUACCACUUGUUUGUAGUCCUGCAAAUUCUAUGCAAUUUACAGAUGCAAGUGCACCUUUUCUUACUCUUGAUCCCAAUCAGUCAUCUUAUGUAAUUGCAACACCCGGACAAUAUCUGAUAACACAGCCAACUGCUUUACAAUGUGUACCUCUACCAAUGAUGUGA
Adineta steineri is the source of this 1125-nucleotide messenger RNA. Lineage: Eukaryota; Metazoa; Rotifera; Eurotatoria; Adinetida; Adinetidae. The record is from the annotation of a GenBank genome assembly.